UCGAAGAGGAAGAAGGAGGAAAAGAAGCAGGAAAAUAAAGAAGCAGGAACACCUCAGAGCUCCAUGGUGUCCUGAUCCUUUCAGCAUCUUAUAAUGAAACCAGAGUCCAGACAGAGCUCUUCAAGAAAAUCUCAACAGACUCCUGCUGCCUCUGACUCAAAGAUGUACCAGUGCUCAGAUUGUGGGAAGAGAUUUGCAAAAAGCCGUCUUCUCAAAAGUCACCAGCACAUUCAUACAGGAGUGAAACCAUAUCAAUGCGGACAGUGCGGGAAGAGUUUUACCUUUCAGAGUAAUCUCAAACAGCACGAGCGCACUCACACAGGAGUCAAGCCUUAUCCCUGCUCUCAGUGUGGAAAAAGUUUUCCCUCUCAGCGUAAUCUCCGGCAGCACGAGCGCAUCCACACAGGAGAGAAACCGUUUUACUGCUCUCACUGUGGGAAGAGUUUUACUUGUCAGAGUAAUCUCCAGCAGCACAUGCGCAUCCAUACGGGAGAGAAACCGUACCAGUGUGGACAGUGUGGGAAAAGUUUUACUUGUCAGAAUCAUCUCCAACAGCACAAGCGUAUCCACACAGGAGAGAAGCCGUAUUAUUGCUCUCAAUGUGGGAAGAGUUUUACUUUACAGAGUAAUUUCCAUCGGCACGAGCGCAUCCACACGGGAGAGAAGCCAUAUCACUGUGUCCAGUGUGGGAAGAGUUUCACUUGUCGGAAUCACCUCCAACAGCACAAGCGCAUCCACACUGGAGAGAGGCCGUACCGCUGUGACCAGUGCAAGAAGAGUUUUACUCGUCAGAGCCUUCUCCAAAAACACCAGCGCAUUCACACCGGAGAAAAGCCGUACCAGUGUAACCAGUGUGGGAAGAGUUUUACUCAAGAGAGUCAUCUUAAGACACACUGGCACGUUCAUACUGGAGAGAAGCCGUAUUACUGUGAACACUGUGGGAAAAGUUUUGCUUGUCAGAGUACUCUCCAACAGCACCAGCGCACUCAUACAGGAGAGAAGCCGUAUCAAUGUGGACAGUGUGGGAAGACUUUUGCUCGUCAGAGUACUCUCAAACAACACCAGCGCAGACACACAGGAGAGAAGUCGUAUCAUUGCGGACAAUCUGGGAAGAGGUUUAGUCAAGAGGUUAAUUGUAAGACCCUCGAACACGUUCACACAGGAGAGAAUCCAUAUCACUGUGGACAGUGUGAGAAGGGUUGUAUUUGUCAGAGACAUCUCCAGCAAGACCAGCACGUUCACACAAGUGAGAAGUCGUAUACUUGUGGUCAGUGUGGGAAGAGUUUUAAUUUUCAGUGUAAUCUCCAACAGCACCAGUGCAUUCACACAGAAUUAAAGCAACAAUAACAUUUCUCUUCAUACUGUUUGAGACUUUGUCCUACAACCAGGCAAAAAGGCUCAACAGUUUUUGUUUAUUCGCUGAACAUUCUGGUUUUGUAAAAUGUAAAUCCUAUUUCAUUUUGCAAAAUUGUAACAGUUAUGUCAUAAACAUUGACUUUUGCU
Molecule: messenger RNA, 1503 nt
Organism: Clarias gariepinus (North African catfish)
Lineage: Eukaryota; Metazoa; Chordata; Actinopteri; Siluriformes; Clariidae
Product: zinc finger protein 501-like
Exons: 3
Coding region: 94-1347 (417 amino acids)
Biological process (GO): regulation of transcription by RNA polymerase II
Molecular function (GO): DNA-binding transcription factor activity; RNA polymerase II cis-regulatory region sequence-specific DNA binding
Source: RefSeq, a predicted model, not a curated record